AUGUUCAAAAUCAGGUACUCUCACUUGGCUAAGCGGAGAAUGCGGAUAGCUCCAAUCUUCCACAAUACAGGACUUAUCCAAUCUCGAUCAAUCAGAUUAUCAGCUGAAGGUGUUCGAGUAGCCAAGAACUACCGAUACAUCAUGAGUGUUCUUGCUGGGGUAUAUGUUGGUGUUGGUAUAGUCAGUCUUGGUCUGUUUUAUUUCAUGUAUCACGACGCCGACACUCGCCAGCCUAUCCCAUUUGAAUUAAGUUUUCAAAACCAGGUCACAGCAGUCAAGGCUAUUAACAAGGACGAUGCCUUGAAAUCUCCUCGAUAUGCCGUGAAACACUAUCGGAGAUUGUUGAUUGAAUUAGCAAAAGAAGUCGAUCCAAGCGUGGAUGAAAAUAGCUUGGGUCCGUUUGAAGUACCAAUUAUUGAUUCUGACACUUUAGUGCACAAGAAAUCAAACAAGUUUUCAAAUUUCUAUAUCGACAUUGUAUUGAGAUACGCAAAAGCAUUAUUAGCGAAGGGACAGUUGGAAGUUUCUAUGGAUGUGUUGUCCAAGAUUAUCAAUGACGACGUAUUGUUUUAUAAACUAGGAGACACUGAAAAAUUGGCAGCCGGAAGUAGAUUACUUGCUAAAGUAUCCCCCGACCCUGAACAGAAACAAUACUACUUGAAAAGAGCAAUUAACAUGUUGAGAAAAUUCUAUCCUUCCAUAAUCGUCGAUCAAGAUUACGUACUUGCCGAAAACAGUAACAUCUCCGAUGAAAUCCUCAACUGUCUCAACGACUUGGCGUUCCAAUACGCCAGUGCUUCCAAAUCCACCAAGAACAAAAAACAAAAAGAAGAACUCCUUAGCAAUUCACUCAAAAUCUACUUGGCUAACUUGCGUUGCUUAAAUAUAAUUAGAGAAGGCCUUGAAACGCAAACCAAAACACAAGUUAACUUUCCUUGGUUUAAUUGCGAUCGUGAAAAUUUAAUCAUUUCCAUCUGUGAACUUCGUGCACAUAUAAGCGAAGUGAUGUGGGCCAAGGGAUUUAAGAAAAAUGCCAUUGGAUGGUCGGAAGAAGUCGUUGAGGAAAUUUACUAUGAUCGCCAAUCGUCAGCUAAGGCAUCGCCUUUAUUAAUCAAUGUAUUGAAUAACUUGGUGGCUAUGUAUGAUGAUAUUAAGGAUACUGCUUCCAAAAAUAGAUGUGAAAAAUUGAGACUGGAAUUGAAAGUGUUUGAUUUUGAAGUUAGUACAAAAUGGUAUGAUGAUUUAAUCAAGAAGUGGAGUAAGAUUAUGUAUAAAGACGGGCCGAUUGAAAUUCUUGCCAAACCCUUGCGAGAAAGAUUUGGAUUUGGGGAAAGAGUAUUAGAUAUUGAAGAAUACGAAGAUGAAGAUGUGGAAUAG
Molecule: messenger RNA, 1377 nt
Organism: Spathaspora passalidarum NRRL Y-27907
Lineage: Eukaryota; Fungi; Ascomycota; Pichiomycetes; Serinales; Debaryomycetaceae
Exons: 1
Coding region: 1-1377 (458 amino acids)
Source: RefSeq, a predicted model, not a curated record